Messenger RNA from Anopheles darlingi, 1226 nucleotides. RefSeq names its product zinc finger protein 260-like. Gene Ontology annotation, molecular function: RNA polymerase II cis-regulatory region sequence-specific DNA binding; zinc ion binding; DNA-binding transcription factor activity. Lineage: Eukaryota; Metazoa; Arthropoda; Insecta; Diptera; Culicidae. The record is from RefSeq and is a predicted model, not a curated record. The transcript has 3 exons. The coding region runs from base 117 to 1226 and encodes 369 amino acids. Gene Ontology annotation, biological process: regulation of transcription by RNA polymerase II. Gene Ontology annotation, cellular component: nucleus.
UCCAAGGUGGCACUAAUAUGAGAUGACUACCAAAGGAACCGCGGGAGUCAAAAAAUAAACUGAAAUUUAUUUAAGUGGUAACUCGAGAUUAAAAGGAAUCGCCAGAAAACAGUUGGAUGAUGGACCUCUGCCGUUUGUGCGCUAAAAGGGGAAGUCAACCCCUGGCGCACUCGCUAACGACACUAAAAUCUAGCCCCGGAAUGAAAAGUUUGAUCGAACUCUGCAUUCACGGAAAUGAACCAACUCCAGCUUCCCCAAUAUUUCCCACUAGCGUAUGUGAUGCGUGCCUGAAGCAGCUAAGAUGUUUUCAACGAUUUGUGCACAGCUGUAAAACAGCUCAACUUACGUUGCAGCAGCUUAUUUCGUCCGAUGAUGGGGCAAAGAUCGCACGAGAUCCUCAGAGCACACAAGCAACUACCGUUCAACGAAGAGAUCGCCUCGAGUAUGAAGAGGAAAAGUGCAACAAUAAUGAUCUGGACGAAGCGACGACGGUCAACGAGGAAACAGCGAACCAAGAAACUCCAAACUGUACUGAACAACCGGGCGUGGAAUCGAGGAUAGAAAGCAACCUAAAUCAACCCAUAGGAGGGCGUGCUAAUUAUUUAAGAACUAGGACUCGAUCUGCGACACACGAUGAGAGUACCGGAGCACCUGUGAAACGAAGGAAAUCAACGGUGGUGGCCCAGCAACCUUCGCCUUCGAGGCGUAAACAAAUAUGCCAAGUCUGUGGCAAGGUUCUCUCGAACAAGGCCACUUUCCGGGUGCACAUGAAGAUCCAUAAGCAGGAUAAAAGCCUCACAUGCAGCAUCUGCGAUCGACGGUUCUACGUGAAGCAGCAGCUGCGGAUCCACAUGGAAUCAUUUCACGAGCAAAAAGAGUUCGUUUGUACCGUUUGCGGUUUGAAAUGCCGAUGGCGUAAAAGUUUGGCGCGCCACAUGCAACUGCAUGCGGAAAAUCCUUACAAACAUAAGUGCAACCACUGCGAGAAGGCCUUCUCACGCCCCAAUCAGUUGCGGAUUCACACGAUGAAACAUACCGGCGAUAGAGUUUGUUGUGAUAUAUGUGGUGCAGCUUACAUGUAUAAUUACAUGCUAACGCAACACAAAAUACGGAAACACGGCAUGGUGGUGGAAGGUGUGCAGUUGUAUAAAAGACGCCGGUCAGACGCGAAGGACAAGGCAAAUUUGUCCACAUCUCAAAAGAGCGCUAGUGAGAAUAAACAAUAG